CAUGUCGGUGAAUAGGUUUCCUUUUAUUGCUUGUGAAAUUUUUACUUGUGAGGUUGAUAUAAUUCUCAAAGCUUUGGUUGAUGAUGAAGAGCUAAUGAACUUGCUAUUCUCAUUUUUGGAACCUGUGCGUCCUCACAGUGCUCUGCUGGCUGGUUACUUCAGCAAGGUGUUAGAUGUCUUUCCUUGGGGGGGAAGUGGAGCUUGCAUCAUAACUUGCAUGAAAACCCUUACAAGAUCAAUGAAUAUUGAGGGCUGGCCUUCCAUAAGAGGGAAGCCAGGUGUAAACUGGAUGUGGAAAUUACUGAUGGAAGUGGAUGCCUUGUUGCAUAUGUGUUUGGGAAAUGUGUUGAACAACUAUUACUCUUUACGAGCAAACAAGUUAUGCAAUUGGAACAACAAGGUCAACAGCUACGAUUUUAACAUAUCAAUAACCACUUACAAGAUGAAGAAUAUAUAA
Molecule: messenger RNA, 457 nt
Organism: Ipomoea nil (Japanese morning glory)
Lineage: Eukaryota; Viridiplantae; Streptophyta; Magnoliopsida; Solanales; Convolvulaceae
Exons: 5
Coding region: 2-457 (151 amino acids)
Molecular function (GO): protein phosphatase binding; protein phosphatase regulator activity
Source: RefSeq, a predicted model, not a curated record